Molecule: messenger RNA, 1624 nt
Organism: Kogia breviceps (pygmy sperm whale)
Lineage: Eukaryota; Metazoa; Chordata; Mammalia; Artiodactyla; Physeteridae
Gene: TPH2
Product: tryptophan hydroxylase 2
Biological process (GO): aromatic amino acid metabolic process; serotonin biosynthetic process
Cellular component (GO): neuron projection
Molecular function (GO): iron ion binding; tryptophan 5-monooxygenase activity
Source: RefSeq, a predicted model, not a curated record
CCCCCCUGCUGCAGAGAGAGAAAAUUACAUCGGAAUCCAUGCAGCCGGCAAUGAUGAUGUUUUCUAGUAAAUACUGGGCAAGGAGAGGGCUUUCUCUGGAUUCAGCAGUGCCCGAAGAGCAUCAGCUGCUUGGCAGCUUAACUGUUUCUACUUUCUUGAAGCUAAAUAAAACUAACGCUGGCAAAAAUGAUGAUAAAAAAGGCAACAAGGGAAGCAGCAAAAGUGACACUGCUACCGAGAGCAGCAAGAUGGCAGUUGUAUUCUCCUUGAAAAAUGAAGUUGGUGGAUUGGUCAAAGCACUGAAACUCUUUCAGGAAAAACAUGUCAACAUGGUUCAUAUUGAGUCCAGGAAAUCCCGGCGAAGAAGUUCGGAAGUUGAAAUCUUUGUGGACUGUGAGUGUGGCAAAACGGAAUUCAAUGAGCUCAUUCAGUCACUGAAAUUUCAAACCACAAUUGUGACGCUGAAUCCGCCAGAGAACAUUUGGACAGAGGAAGAAGGCAAGGCCAAGCUAGAGGAUGUGCCCUGGUUUCCCCGGAAGAUCUCUGAGUUAGACAAAUGUUCUCACAGAGUUCUCAUGUAUGGUUCUGAGCUGGAUGCCGAUCACCCAGGAUUUAAAGACAAUGUCUAUCGACAGAGAAGGAAGUAUUUUGUGGAUGUAGCCAUGGGUUAUAAAUAUGGUCAGCCCAUCCCCAGAGUGGAGUACACAGAGGAAGAAACUAAAACUUGGGGCGUUGUGUUCCGAGAGCUCUCCAAACUCUAUCCUACUCAUGCUUGCCGGGAGUAUUUGAAAAACUUCCCUCUGCUGACAAAAUACUGUGGCUACAGGGAGGACAACGUGCCCCAACUUGAAGACGUCUCGGUUUUUCUGAAAGAAAGGUCUGGCUUCACGGUGAGACCAGUGGCUGGAUACCUGAGUCCUCGAGACUUCCUGGCAGGACUGGCCUACAGAGUGUUCCACUGUACUCAGUACAUCCGCCAUGGCUCGGACCCCCUCUACACCCCGGAACCAGACACAUGUCACGAACUCCUGGGACAUGUCCCUCUACUUGCGGAUCCUAAGUUUGCUCAGUUUUCACAAGAAAUAGGCCUGGCAUCUCUGGGAGCAUCAGAUGAAGACGUUCAGAAACUAGCCACAUGCUAUUUCUUCACUAUUGAGUUUGGCCUUUGCAAGCAAGAAGGGCAGCUGCGGGCAUAUGGAGCUGGACUGCUUUCCUCCAUUGGAGAAUUAAAGCAUGCUCUUUCUGACAAGGCAUGUGUGAAAGCCUUUGACCCAAAGACAACUUGCUUACAGGAAUGCCUUAUCACCACCUUCCAGGAAGCCUACUUUGUUUCAGAAAGUUUUGAAGAAGCCAAAGAAAAGAUGAGAGACUUUGCAAAGUCAAUUACCCGUCCCUUCUCGGUCUACUUCAAUCCCUACACACAGAGUAUUGAAAUUCUGAAAGACACCAGGAGCAUUGAAAACGUGGUGCAGGACCUCCGCAGUGAUUUGAACACCGUGUGUGAUGCCUUGAACAAAAUGAACCAAUAUCUGGGAAUUUGAUGUCUGGGACCUGUGUCAUUGCCAGCCUGAUCUUUUUGGGGCUUAGCAGCAAUUCAGUCAAUGUCAUAUAACACCAAUAGCUU